Messenger RNA from Pseudomassariella vexata, 1568 nucleotides. RefSeq lists its product as uncharacterized. The transcript is spliced from 2 exons. The annotation marks the transcript as partial. The record is from RefSeq and is a predicted model, not a curated record. NCBI's taxonomy places the organism in Eukaryota, Fungi, Ascomycota, Sordariomycetes, Amphisphaeriales, Pseudomassariaceae.
GAGUCUAUGAGACACGACGAAAAGAGACGCCGAAGCGCCGUCACCGAACAGAUCCUGAAUAGCUUGGCUUUCGAGUCACACAGCCAACGCUACGAUGACGUUGUUGAUACUCAUAGGAAGACCUUUGACUGGGUCUUUCGCAGUCCUGAGUACGGGCCACACGCCGCAAUGGGAAAGCAAUGGAGUGAUUUCUGUUCUUGGCUGCAACAUCAGGAUGGAGUGUAUUGGAUCAAUGGACACGAGGCCACGGGCAAGUCCUCCUUGAUGAAGAGCAUUGUCACCCACCCGAAGGCAGACAAGCUGUUGAAAAAGUGGGCAACGAGCGGCGGCAACGACACGACACUGUUUACCGCCAAGUUCUUUUUCCGGGCCAACGGUACGGAGAAGCAGAGAUCACAAUCAGGGCUUUAUCGCUCGAUUUUGCAUGAACUUCUCAAAAGGAGACCCGGCUCGUGCCCGUCAUCUUCCCGAAGGAAUGGCAAGUGGCAUGCCCGUGCGCGUUUAUGGACGACUAACAAGAAACAGAAAUUCAGCUGGGCGGCGCCAUCAUUGCAGUUCGCCGUCAAAAGCCUGUUUUCCCAGAACCAAGUGCGGCUGCGGGCCUGCCUAUUUAUCGAUGGUUUGGAUCAGUACGAGGGCGACGAGUUUGAGAUAAUUGAUCUCUUCCGAAGCAUAUCGAGCACUUCCAACAUUAAGUGCUGUGUUUCGAGUCGCCGAUCGCCCGCGUUCGAGACUGCCUUUUCAGAUCGGCCAUCUCUACAAUUGGAACAAUUAACCUAUCCCGAGAUGCAGGAGUUGGUCACAGACCAGUUGCGAUCGGACGAAAGAAUCGCGGCUCUCACGAAUGCCAAUAUUGACACUUUUCAAGUACUCGUCGACGAGAUUGUCAACUCUGCCAAGGGUGUCUUCCUAUGGAUGAACUUAGCCGUCUCUUCCUUGCUCCGUGGCCACGGCGACCAAGACGGGAUACUGGAAAUGCACACCCGAUUUCAAGCCACCCCAAAACGAUUGGAAGCCUUGUAUGAAUACAUUGUCACUCGGGUCGACCAAACCCAUCUUGAGGAAUGCUCACGACUGCUCCAACUCGUUGUCACUGCAUCGACAAGCUUGAAGGAUGACUGGCGCGUCGUCUCCCCAUUGUCUCUUCUCGGGUUAUCUUUUGCUGUGGAAGACCACCCCAGCAUGGCCCUCACCUCGCAGCUACACUUUCUCUCACAGACAGAAAUGCAGCAGCGAUGUGAAGACAUGGCUGCGAGGCUGGGUACUGUGUGCGCUGGGCUGCUCCAAGUACAGAAGCGGAACCUUAAGGAUGAGAACGUCAACACGACUUCGAUGGUGACAUUCGUCCAUCGCACCGUCAAGGAUUACUUGAUGAAGUGGGAGACCCAAAAGUUGCUUCGGCAGCAAACUCGAGAAUCCCAGUUCAAUCCCAACUUCGCUAUCCUCAAGUCGACGAUACUGCUAAUGAAGUCUGGGCGACACGUUUCAAGCUCUGAUCGUCUUUCUUACCACCACAUUGAUGACGGCAUCCUUUACGCCCGACGUGCAGAGGCAGAAUUGGGAUCAUG